CAACAGCUCAAUUCAGCUGCGUCAAAGCAAAAGUGCGGAAGAAGCUGCUUCGACUGGACGGAGACGCGUCGCAGGCAUCCAUCCCUUUUUCCAGAUGUAGAAGUCCAUAGUCCAGUUUUGUGGACAGAAGAAAGAAAACGGGUAUUGCCUUCAAAAUGGAUGGUGCAGAGGAGAGUGAACAGUUUCCUGAUAGGCCACAGGUGCCUGCCUCAUCCUGUGUGUCCAUGAAAAGUGACACCUCCAUGAAGAAACGCAAUGACUUCACCAAAGAAGCAGCUGAUAGAAAAAACAAAACAGGUAUUGCCUUCAAAGUGGAUGGUGCAGAGGAGAGUGAACAGUUUCCUGAUAGGCUACAGGUGCCUGCCUCAUCCUGUGUGUCCAUGAAAAGUGACACCUCCAUGAAGAAACGCAAUGACUUCACCAAAGAAGCAGCUGAUAGAGACCAAUAUGACUGUUCAGAAUCUACGGAGAUGGAUGGAAAUGCCAUAUUUAAGCUGGUGGAAACUCAGGGCAUGGAGAUUUUUCAGAGUGAGCUGAAAAGGUAUAGAAGGAUGCUCUUUCCACACCUUUCACAAUCUUCUGUGAGUGAAAAGCAGGAUGAAGAAAGUUUGACUACAGAAGAUGAAAAGCAAGACAGCAGUGCCAGUGAGGGGGUUCUGAAGGUUACACUGCAUGUCUUAAAGGAAAUGGGCCACAGUGCGCUCGCUAACGAACUGGAGAAACACAUUUAUGGUGAGCUUGAUGUCUGCCAACGCAAACUCAGACACAAAUUGAGAAAGUUUGAGUACAUUUUCGAGGGCACAGCACAGCAUGGGAACCAGACACUCCUAAACAAGGUGUACACCGAGCUGUACAUCACAGAGGGAGUCAGUGGAACUGUUAAUAAUGAACAUGAGGUCAGGCAGAUUGAGGCUGCAAACAGGAGACCAGCAGAAGAAGACAAGCCAAUCAAAUGUGAAGACAUCUUUAAUCCCCUAUUCGGACAAGACAGAUUCAUCAGAACCGUGCUAACUAUAGGAAUUUCUGGCAUUGGAAAAACGAUCUCUGUACAGAAGUUUAAUCUGGAAUGGGCAGAAGGAAGAGUCAACCAGGACAUCCAACUCUUAAUUAAUCUUCCGUUUCGCGAGCUGAAUCUGAUGGUGAGCCACUGCACACUUACACAGCUUCUUCAUCAUUUUCUUGCAGAGGCAAAAGAAUCAGGAAUUUCAAAUUUUGGCAAAUAUAAGCUUGUGCUGAUAUUUGAUGGGUUGGAUGAGUGUCGGCUUCCUCUGGACUUUGACCACAACAAGCCCUGCUGCGGUGUCUCAGAGCCAGCUUCAGUGGACGUACUACUGACAAAUCUAAUCAAGGGGAACCUGCUGCCCUCUGCACACAUCUGGAUCACCUCCAGGCCUGCAGCUGCAGAUCGUAUUCCAAAUGAUCUUGUUGAUCGCAUGACAGAGAUACGAGGGUUCAACGACCCCCAGAAGGACGAGUACUUCAGGAAGAAAAUCUCUGAUCAAAACAUGGCCAAUAGAGUCAUUUCACAUGUUAAGGCAACCAGGAGCCUUCAUAUCAUGUGUCAUAUACCAGUCUUCAGCUGGAUAUCUGCCACCGUUCUCCAGAGGAUUUUAAAAGAAACAGAAAUGAUGGGAACGGAGGAGGAUGGAGGAAGAAAAGAAAUGCCUAACACUCUGACACAAAUGUACACCAGUUUUCUGGUAUACAACUCGCUGAUCAAAACUCGGAAGUAUCCAGCAGGAGAAGAGGCAUCUGAAACACAGUCCCGGGUCGAAAUUGAUGAAGAUGUGAUCUUGAAACUUGGAAAACUGGCCUUUGAGCACCUGAUAAAAGGCAACAUGAUCUUCUAUGAGAAUGAAUUGAUUGAGUACAAUAUCGACAUCAACGAUGCUGCAGUGUAUUCAGGAGUGUUCACACAGAUCUCGGAGAAUGACUUUGGAUUUCAUCUGGAGAGGGUCUUUUGCUUUGUGCAUCUCAGCAUUCAGGAGUUUUUUGCUGCCAUGUACAUUUUCUACUCAUUCAUCUGCUUCAAUCAGAACUUGCUGGAACCAGAAGAAACCAUCAGCGUCCAAGAGGCUCCCAGUGAAGUAACCAGCCUCCUCAAGAGUGCAGUGGACAGGGCUCUGCAGAGUGAGAACGGACACCUGGAUCUUUUUCUUCGUUUCCUUCUGGGUCUCUCGCAGUCAUCCAAUCAGUCUCUGUUGAAGAGCGUUCUGACCACAAUGGAGAUCAGUCCACAAAGAAAUGAGGAAAUUGUUGAGUACAUCAAGGAGAAGAUCCGGCUAAAUCCUUCCACAGAAAAAUGCAUCAAUCUCUUCCACUGCCUCAUUGAGCUGAACGAUCAGUCUCUUUUGGAGGAAAUCCAAAACUACCUGAACUCUGGUAGAUUGUCAGAGACCAAACUAUCCCCCUCACAGUGGGCUGCUCUGGUCUUUGUGUUGCUUACCUCAAAGGAAGCAUUGGUUGAGUUUGACCUGAGGAAAUAUUCAAGAUCAGAGGAGGGUCUUCUGAGGCUAUUACCAGUGAUCAAAGAAUCCAGAGUAGCCGUGCUUAAAGAAUGUAACCUCACAGAGAAAUGCUGUGAAGCACUUGGAGAAGUCCUAAGCUAUCCAUGUCUGAAGGAACUGGACCUGAGUGACAAUGAUCUGCAAGACUCCGGAGUAGAACUGCUCUGUGCUGGACUGGCAAGUUCAUCAUGUCAGCUGAAAAAACUGAGAUUGUCAUUCUGUGGAAUCACAGAGACUGGCUGUGGCUUUUUGGGCAGAGCACUGAGGUCCAACCCCACCCACUUGAUGGAACUGGAUCUGAGUUACAAUCAUCCAGGCCAACUGGGGAUGGAGCUGCUGUCCUCUGUACAGGAGAACAUUGAACACCUUACUGUCAGCUUGGAAGGCAAUGCAGAGUGCUACUUAAAAUCAUCUCUGAAGAAGAAAUAUGCAUGCAAGCUUACUAUGGAGGUGAAUUCAGCUCAUUCACACUUGUCUUUUUCUGAAGACAACAAAACAAUGACACGAAUGGAAACAGCUCAGCCAUAUCCUGACAGCCCAGAGAGAUUUACAGACUGGGGACAGGUGCUUUGUAAAGAGGGUCUGUCUGCUCGUUGCUACUGGGAAGUGGAGUGGACCGGCGAAUGGACAGGUAUAGGAGUGGCUUAUAAAGGAAUCAGCAGGAAAGCAAAAGGUAAUGAUAGUGUCCUUGGCUACAACGAUCAGUCCUGGAGUCUACGCUACCAUCAAGGUAAAUACAACGCCUGGUACAAUAAGAAUGAUGCAGCCAUAUCUGUCCCCCACUUCAACUCCAAAAGGACUGGAGUAUUUUUGGACUGGUCAGCUGGCACUCUGUCCUUCUAUGCCAUAUCCUCAAACACCAUGACUCACCUUCAUACAUUCCACACUCAGUUCUCUGAACCCGUGUAUCCAGGCUUCAGGCUCGGAUUUAAAGAUUCUUCAUUGACACUUUGCCCGCUAGAAUACCCUUAAAUACCCAUAUUCAAUGUAUAUGUUCAUGAAACAUGUACAUAGAAUAAUUCAAGACUUAAAAAAUGUAAAUAAUUAUGUUCCUAUCAGCUUUCUAGCAGGGCUCUCUAGUGACAGUUAAGUGUAUAUAUUGUUAUAGUGUAUGUCAAACAUCAUGCAGAAAUACGGAAUCAGCAUCAGCGAGUUGUUUCUCCAUCCAGCUACCACUGCUUUACAAUGACAACUCCUCCAGGACAUCCAGGCUGCUCUCUCUGUCCCUAAUGGGUGAGACCAAACACCCCGCCAAAGGACACCUGAAUCUGAAGUCUGCACCUUGAGGCACAGGUCUUUCACAAUGACCUUCCAGUACAACACCUGCAUUAACGGACACCUCACUCCAUUACCUCCAUCAGACAGCAAGCUGUGACAGCCCAGGAUCAUAUGACAGUAUUUGUUUUGGCCUGUUCCUGUUCAGGUUCUUCCUGAUUGGCUGGCCCUUCCCAUCUACAGCACGUUCCAAAUUAUUAUGCAAAUUUUAUUUUUCUCAGAUUUUCCUAAAUAGUCAAUGCAAAUGACAGUCAGUAUAAUUUUCAAGUCAUUAACCAUUAGAAUAUAAUUAAAAUUUUAUCGAACAAACCUCCCAAUGAUAACAGUAUUUUUUCAAAAAUAAAAAAGUCAAAAUGCACUGUUCCAAAUUAUUAUGCACAACAGAGUUUCAAAACAUUUUAUAGGUUGUAAAAAACCAAAAAUGGUAAUUUGUUGAAUUUGCAGCAUUAGGAGGUCGUAUUUACUGAAAUCAAAAGCUAUUUAAAUCAAAAACAUCUUAACAGGCCAAGUUACAUGUUAACAUAGGACCCCUUCUUUGCUAUCACCUUCACAAUUCUUGCAUCCAUUGAACUUGUGAGUUUUUGGAGAGUUUCUGCUUGAAUUUCUUUGCAGGAUGUCAGAAUAGCCUCCCAGAGCUGCUGUUUUGAUGUGAACUGCCUCCCACCCUCAUAGAUCUUUUGCUUGAGGAUGCUCCAAAGGUUCUCAAUAGGGUUCAGGUCAGGGGAAGAUGGGGGCCACACCAUGAGUUUCUCUCCUUUUAUGCCCAUAGCAGCCAAUGACACAGAGGUAUUCUUUGCAGCAUGAGAUGGUACAUCGUCUGGAAUGAAGAUGAUUUUGCUACGGAAGGCACAGUUCUUCUUUUUGUACCACAGAAGAAAGUGGUCAGUCAGAAACUCUACAUACUUUGCCGAGGUCAUUUUCACAUCUUCAGGGACCCUAAAGCAGCCUACCAGCUCUCUCCCAAUGAUUCCGGCCCAAAACAUGACUCCGCCACCUCCUUGCUGACGUUGCAGCCUUGUUGGGACAUGGUGGCCAUCCACCAACCAUCCCCUACUCCAUCCAUCUGGACCAUCCAGGGUUGCACGGCACUCAUCAGUCAACAAGACUGUUUGUUUGAAAAUUUGUCUUCAUGUUUUUCUGAGCCCACUGCAACCGUUUCUGCUUGUGAGCAUUGUUUAGGGGUGGCCGAAUAGCAGGUUUAUGCACAACUGUAAAUCUCUGGAGGAUCCUACACCUUGAGUUUCACGGGACUCCAGAGGCACCAGCGGGUUCAAAUACCUGUUUGCUGCUUUGUAAUGGCAUUUUAGCAGCUGCUCUCCUAAUCCGAUGAAUUUGUCUGGCAGAAACCUUCCUCAUUAUGCCUUUAUCUGCACAGAGCACAGACGGGUUGUCUGUUGUCUGACUCAGCCACAAAUCUCUUUACAGUACGACAAUCACGCUUAAGUUUUCAUUAUAUAUCUAAUGUUUUCAUACCUUGUCCAAGGUAUUGCACUAUUUGACCCUUUUCGGCAGCAGAGAUCCUUUUUCUUUCCCAUAUUGCUUGAAACCUGUGGCCUGCUUAAUAAUGUGGAACGUCCUUCUUAAGUAGUUUUCCUUUGAUAUGGCUCACCUGGCAAACUAAUUAUCACAGGUGUCUGAGAUUGAUUUCCGUGAUCCAAAGAGCCCUGAGACACAAUAACAUCCAUGAGUUUAAUUGAAAAACAAGAAAUUAAAUGUUUAUGACACUUAAAUCCAAUCUGCAUAAUAAUUUGGAACACGGUGUAAGUGAAGGACUGGCUUCACCUGUUUGGAGCUGAUGUAAACUGGGUGCCCCUUCUCUCACUCUGCCUCCUGGAAAUCCAGUUUGGUUUUGGAUUGUGUUUAGUUCAGGCCUGAAUUCAUGUUACAGCUAAUUUAGGUUAGCACUUACAUUUUUCCUCGCACUGACUUAAUAUGUUCCACUUUGCUUAUGCUGAGUUCCUCCUUAAUAAGUUUUUUGUUUAGUUGAGUGGUUACUGAGUGGACCUCCCUUCUUUGUUAUGCUCUCCCUGAGUCUUCAGAUGGAGCCUCCCAACAGAGCAUGCUGCCACCUGGGUUCAGGACUUCAUUGCCUGAGUUUAUCCCCCCUUCGAGGUCAGCAGUUCUCCCCCACUGUAUAUAUGUUUGUCAAACCUUGUUCAUUUUGUUUGUUUAUGUUUAUUUUAUACUUGGAAGUUCAAAUCCUUA
Messenger RNA from Seriola dumerili (greater amberjack), 5987 nucleotides. RefSeq names its product NLR family CARD domain-containing protein 3-like. NCBI's taxonomy places the organism in Eukaryota, Metazoa, Chordata, Actinopteri, Carangiformes, Carangidae. Gene Ontology annotation, molecular function: protein binding. The coding region runs from base 156 to 3479 and encodes 1107 amino acids. The record is from RefSeq and is a predicted model, not a curated record. The transcript is spliced from 11 exons.